CCCGUGGAGACCAUGAUGUGGUCCAAGAUGCUGCCCUUGCUGCGGCUCCUGCACUUUGUCUCGGACAAUUGGGAGCGGGUCGCAAAUGCAUUGGACCCCACACCCCCCUUUCCCAAGGGAAAGCACAGGCUCCGCCUGGCAGGUCUUCUUUAUCCCAUGCUCAUGGUGUCCAUAUGCUUUUCGGCAGCUACGAUCUUGAAAGCCACCACGUUCAUUUUCGGAGUCAUCUUCUUCGGCGACCCGAUAAUCCGACUGAUAACUCGAUGGCUCGACCGCUGGCACCCAGGAUGGACCCAGCUACUGCGUCCCGAGGCCCACAUCCUACAUGGCGUCCCGAACGAUGCCCAGCUCGCCAUCACGCUCCUUCGCCUCGGCGAAGCACACGGAACCCCCUUCCCACCCGCACCCAGCACCGACAAGAGCCCUCCCGAGGAACCCCUGCAGUUGACGGCAGCGGACAUGGACGCAGCCGGCGCCGACGCGCCCCUCGGAGCUACGCAGGACGAGAUCGACGAGGCGAAAGCCGCAGACACGAAGACGCUCGAGCAGGCCGGCGGCCCCGACUCCGAGAUCAAAGACGUGGGCGGCCCCAAGACGAGCGGGUUUCUGGCGCUCGUCAAAGGCAGCGUCAAGCUGGGCGUCAAGGCGGCCCUGCAGAUCGACAAGCUGCGUGCCAAAGUCGGCGGCCGCGAGAGCGCCAAGAACAGGCUGGGGGCCGUGCCGCCCAAGGGGGCGGGCGACCUGAGGGAAGGGCCGACCGAGUUCAGCGCUCGCUGGGAGGGCAAGCCGGGACAUGUCCGCAUCAGCAAGCCCGGGCCCGACGUGCUUGUUUCGUUCAAUAACGACUGGCGUGUCCGCGCGGUGGACAUUACAGAGCUGAAGAAGCACAGCGGGAUGGGCGCGCCGAAGCUCAAGCUUGCCGUUGGCUGGGCCAUGGACCGCGAUGUCUCCGAUGGUGUCGAGAUCAAGGAUCGCAACGGGAAGGCGUAUGUUUUAACCGCUGUGCCGUUGAGAGACCAGCUCUUCAAUAGGCUUUGUGCCAUGGGUGGACAGAAAUGGGAGGUGUGGUAAAUGUGGUGGUAGGAGUUAAGCUGUCAUGGAACAGCAGGAUGGAUCUGCUAUCAAUCAAACCAGAUUGAACCGUUUUCGUUUGAUCCUGACAGGAUGCAAGGAAGGAAAUACAAAAUCGUAGCGCCACUGCCCAUGGUGCAAAGGCCUUACAGGAGUGAGCUCGAGCGCCAGUUGCUGAGUUUAUUUGUC
This is a messenger RNA of Thermothielavioides terrestris NRRL 8126, 1260 nucleotides long. RefSeq lists its product as uncharacterized. Bases 13 to 1071 code for a protein of 352 amino acids. NCBI's taxonomy places the organism in Eukaryota, Fungi, Ascomycota, Sordariomycetes, Sordariales, Chaetomiaceae. The record is from RefSeq and is a predicted model, not a curated record. The transcript has 2 exons.